GUGCAACACAUUUUGCUCUGUGUACUGGAGCAGGAACGAAGCCUGGGGAUUCAUCCUUCUGGCCUGCAGAGGAGACAAAAGCAACAUGAGCACUGCAGGAAAAGUCAUAAAAUGCAAAGCAGCUGUGCUAUGGGAGAUAAAUAAACCCUUCUCCAUCGAGGAGGUGGAGGUCGCUCCACCUAAGGCCCAUGAAGUUCGUAUUAAGAUGGUGGCCGGAGGAAUCUGUCGCUCAGAUGACCAUGUGGUUACUGGACACCUUGAAUUUCCUCUUCCUAUAAUUCUAGGCCAUGAGGCAGCUGGCAUCGUGGAAAGCAUUGGAGAAGGGGUGACUUCAGUAAAGCCAGGUGAUAAAGUCAUCCCACUGUUUACUCCCCAGUGUGGAAAAUGCAGGAAUUGUAAACACCCGGAAAGCAACUUCUGUUUGAAAAACGAUUUGGCACAGCCUCAGGGCACCUUGCUGGAUGGCACCACCAGGUUCACCUGCAGAGGGAAGCCCAUCCACCACUUCCUGGGCACCAGCACCUUUUCCCAGUACACAGUGGUGAAUGAGAUCUCCGUAGCCAAGAUCGAUGCAGCUGCACCACUGGAGAAAGUCUGCCUCAUCGGCUGUGGAUUUUCCACCGGUUAUGGCUCUGCAAUCAAAGUGGCCAAGGUCACCCAGGGCUCCACCUGUGCUGUGUUUGGCUUGGGAGGAGUUGGCCUCUCUGUUAUCAUUGGCUGCAAAGCUGCUGGAGCAGCCAAGAUCAUUGCAGUGGACAUCAACAAAGACAAAUUCAAAAAGGCCAGAGAGGUGGGUGCCACUGAGUGCAUCAACCCCCAAGACUAUGACAAACCCAUUGAGCAAGUGCUGAAGGAAAUGAGCAAUGGAGGCGUGGAUUUCUCCUUUGAAGUCAUUGGUCGGCUCGACACCAUGGUAUGUACCAAUACUUGCUUUGGUAGCUCACCUUCUGCAACCUGGAAUAUGCUUCUAGGCUAUCAAAUAUCGAUAUUAUGAGUAACUAUAUUUUAG
This is a messenger RNA of Fukomys damarensis (Damara mole-rat), 1009 nucleotides long. Its product is annotated as alcohol dehydrogenase E chain. The transcript is spliced from 6 exons. Lineage: Eukaryota; Metazoa; Chordata; Mammalia; Rodentia; Bathyergidae. Gene Ontology annotation, biological process: retinol metabolic process; retinoic acid metabolic process. The record is from RefSeq and is a predicted model, not a curated record. Gene Ontology annotation, cellular component: cytosol. Gene Ontology annotation, molecular function: zinc ion binding; all-trans-retinol dehydrogenase (NAD+) activity. The coding region runs from base 86 to 994 and encodes 302 amino acids.